AUAAACCCAUGUACACUUGGUGCGCGAAAGCCGCGUCGAUCAGCAGCAGCAGCAGCAGCAGCAGCAGCAGCAGACAGGGGUUCCCCUCACUCAGGCGUCGGAUCGAGCGGACAGAGGAGUUACAAGUUUGCGAUAACAGAGAGAAAAGGGCAGAAAAAGCAUCUGCAAGACUGACUCCAAGAUCGUCUGAACUUUAGCGGACGUGAAAUGUCCAGAUUUACAGAGUGAGGCGCCAACGACCCUCGCUCUUGGAGGCGCACCCUCAGGACAGACACGCGUCUCAAAUGCCUAAAGAGCAAAGAAGAAGAACCUCUAAGGACCUCGGAGUCAGUGCUGGAACUGCACUGAACGAGUGGCCCCGCUCGGAGAGACGCACAGACUCCCAGAGGUCCGCCCAUAUCUGCAAUGAACUCCUUCAAAAAGCCGCUCAGGUCUCGCCUAUUGUGAUGGAUGCGCUCCGUGUACCGCAGGUCACCAUCACCCCGGAGGGAGGAGGCACCUCCAGGGAGAUGCAGCAGGAGGACUGGGGCGGCGAGGUGGAUGGAAGUCUACGGAGGAAACUGUCCAACUCCUCCAUCUCCUCCACGGGCUCCUCGGCCGUGGAGUCCGAAGACGACUUACUCAGCGACAACGAGAGCAAAAGCAAAGGGAUCGUCACGUUGGAGCAUCUGGUGGACCCUGGAGAGACCAAGCCUUGGUGGAAGCUGAAGACUGUAGUUCACUGGCCCUUCAGUGCAACCCAGAGAAGAAAACUGAACUGGGUUCAGCUCGCGGGUCAUAAAGGUAACUUCAAAGCAGCAGACGAGGGCACCAUCCUGAAGAAGUUCUCUGAAAAUGAGAUGCAGUGUUUCGAGAAGCUGAAGGAAGACGCGCUGCUUCCCUUUGUCCCGGGCUAUCAUGGAGUGGUGGAAAAAGACGAGGAUUAUUAUCUCCAUAUGACGGACCUGCUGGUGAACUUUGACCAUCCCAAUGUCAUGGACUGUAAGAUGGGAGUGAGGACGUACCUGGAGGAGGAGCUUGUUCGAGCACGAGAACGGCCCAAACCCAGGGAGGACCUGUACAGAAAAAUGACGGAGGUGGACAGUGCCGGACCGACUCCCCAGGAGCAUUCACAACAGGGUGUCACCAAGCCUCGAUACAUGCAGUGGAGGGAAACCAUGAGCUCCACCAACACCUUGGGCUUCAGGAUAGAGGGGAUCAAGAAAUAUGACGGCACAUGUCGAACUGACUUCAAGAAAACCAGAUCCAAGCAGGAUGUUAUCCAGGUGUUCACAGACUUUGUGGAAGGAAACGUUAACGUCAUAAAGUCCUACCUGAGCAGACUGUCAGAGAUCCGACGGGCCCUGAAGGCAUCGGAGUUCUUCAAGCGGCACGAGGUGAUCGGCAGCUCACUCCUCUUCAUCCAUGAUCACACUGGAGCCGCAGACGUCUGGAUGAUUGACUUUGGGAAGACCACAGCGCUACCAGAGGGCCAGGUGUUGAACCACAAUAUUCCCUGGCAGGAAGGCAACAGGGAGGACGGCUACCUGUGGGGUCUGCACAAUCUCAUCAGCACACUGGAGUCCGUGAGCAGCGAUGGCUACGGCCAAGAUACCAAAGAAAACACCGAAACACCGACAGAACCAGUUGGUCAGUGACCCCUCACACAAGACUUAACCUACUUUAAAACUAUAUAUUGGGUAAAUUUACUUUAUGGGAAAAUAUUUCUGGACGGACAGCACAGAGUUGCAUUUUUAAACACCAAACGUGCCAUUAGGGAUCCAGCAAACAAAAACAAAUAGUGCCGAUUCAGAAGUAAAUGGAAGCCCAGUAGAAAAAUUACAAACAUUUUGUUUGUAAAAUAAAUGAAGUCAAUGAUGUCAGACGUUUUAAUUGUUGUAAAUAUGAUCGCAUUUAGAAGAAAAUAGAUGAUUAUGAGCAAAAGGAAACACAUUUUAGCACAUUUAAGAAAGCUAAUCACACCAGGAGCUAAUACUUGGGUCUUCUCUGUUCUUUGCAAUGUUUAAUUUGGUGAAGAGGAGGAUGAAGGUCUAAACAUUUUGGUAGGUCUGAGUGGAUGUUGUGAAAGUGGGAGUGGCAUCUACAUUUUCUACUGCAACGCCAUCUAGUGAACUGUUGAACGUGGGAGUGAAUUUCAUGCUACUACUCACAUUGAAUGUUUACCACUAAAUUCCUACGACCAAGUUAUCUUUCUAACUGUGCAACCUGUGCCCGGUACUUGCUUUUCGGUGCAACCAGCCUCUUAUUAACCAGCUGUCAAUCACAGCUGCUGAGAAACCGACUUUAUCUUCCAAUUUCCUCUUAAUAGGAUCGUAGCUUAAGAAAACAUACAUUUCUGUCAAAGGGCUGAAACUCAUAUUUAUAACCAAAUAUAAAUAUUUUUAGAAUGACGGUUUAAUAUGAAUGGAGCAUACGUAAUAUAUAAUUAAUUAAAUUAAAAUGAUCAAUUUGAGACAUAAUUCGUAAUCCAA
Cynoglossus semilaevis (tongue sole) is the source of this 2471-nucleotide messenger RNA. It is a transcript of the gene itpka, whose product is annotated as inositol-trisphosphate 3-kinase A. Gene Ontology annotation, biological process: inositol phosphate biosynthetic process; phosphatidylinositol phosphate biosynthetic process. Gene Ontology annotation, cellular component: nucleus; cytoplasm. Lineage: Eukaryota; Metazoa; Chordata; Actinopteri; Pleuronectiformes; Cynoglossidae. The transcript is spliced from 7 exons. The record is from RefSeq and is a predicted model, not a curated record. Gene Ontology annotation, molecular function: inositol hexakisphosphate kinase activity. Bases 285 to 1637 code for a protein of 450 amino acids.